Beta vulgaris subsp. vulgaris (sugar beet) is the source of this 4436-nucleotide messenger RNA. RefSeq lists its product as uncharacterized. Bases 157 to 4002 code for a protein of 1281 amino acids. Gene Ontology annotation, cellular component: membrane. Lineage: Eukaryota; Viridiplantae; Streptophyta; Magnoliopsida; Caryophyllales; Amaranthaceae. The record is from RefSeq and is a predicted model, not a curated record. The transcript is spliced from 39 exons. Gene Ontology annotation, molecular function: lipid carrier activity.
GAUAUUUUGUCUCACCUUCAUUUGACUCUCUUGUUUCCUCUGCAACUGCCACACCAUUGUUGGCGAUUUUCAACUGCAAACGACUUUCUCUUCUCCAACCUACACUUCCCAUCUUCUCCUCCUUUUAAUCUAAAUUGGUUAUGUGAUAGUGCAUCAAUGGCGUCGCUUUUCAGAUUUUUGGUCCUUCCUUUCAUGAUCAAGGUGUUUUUUUUGGGUUCUUUGCUUAGUUUAGUGUAUGCUGAUUCUGGGUCUUCCUCUUUUUCUGGGAGAAGACAUUCUGCAGAAUAUUGUGCUAUGUAUGAUAUUUGUGGAGAGCGUAGCGAUGGAAGAGUUUUAAAUUGUCCAUACAGUUCUCCUUCUAUUAAGCCCAGUGAGCUCUUUUCAGGAAAAAUUCAGAGUUUGUGUCCCACCAUAACUGGGAAUGUUUGUUGUACGGAACGCCAGUUUGACACAUUGCGGUCACAAGUUCAACAAGCAAUUCCUUUACUAGUGGGUUGCCCAGCUUGCUUGAGGAACUUCCUGAAUCUUUUCUGUGAGCUUUCAUGCUCACCAAAUCAGAGUCUAUUCAUUAAUGUCACCUCCAUUGCCGAGGUCAACGGCAACUCGACUGCAGAUGGCAUUGAAUAUUAUGUGUCUGAAGAUUUUGGUGAAGGACUAUAUAACUCUUGCAAAGAUGUAAAAUUUGGAAGUAUGAACACAAGAGCCAUAGAUUUUGUUGGGGCUGGUGCCAAGAACUAUCAAGAAUGGUUUGCAUUCCUUGGUCGAAAGGCAGGAUUGGGCAUGCCUGGAUCUCCCUACUCCAUCAAAUUUCAGACUAGUGCUCCUGAAUCAUCUGAAAUGGUGCUCAUGGAUGUGUCUACCUACUCCUGCAAUGACACUUCGCUGGGCUGCUCAUGUGGUGAUUGUCCUUCAUCUCCUGUGUGCUCAAGCUUGGAACCUCCUCAUUCACAGACAAAGGAUUCCUGCUCUUUUAGACUGGGUGCUAUCAAGAUGCAAUGCAUUGACUUUUCAAUGGCCAUAUUUAUUUUAUUGGUUUCCGCUUUUCUCGGAUGGGGGUUCUUCCACCGGACUACAGAAAGGAGUGGUCCUGCGUCUACAGCAGAGCCCUUGUUAAGUAAAGUUGAUUCCGUUGAUGAAGCAACUGAUUAUACUCUUGAUGUGAAGGAUAGGGAGACAGCUCCACAAUGUGAGUCUGCUAUUCAAGGAUUCAUGACUGAUGUUUUUAGGAAGUAUGGUCUUUGGGUUGCAAAGAAUCCUACUCUUGUGCUGUGUUCCUCUGUUGCUGUAGUUCUUAUACUUUGCUUGGGUUUAUUACGUUUCAAGGUUGAGACUCGACCUGAGAAGUUAUGGGUAGGUCCUGGAAGUAAGGCAGCUGAAGAAAAGCACUUCUUUGAUACUCACUUAGCUCCUUUCUAUAGAAUUGAACAGGUUAUUUUGGCAACCAGGCCAGAUCCACAGAAUGGGAAAUCUCCCAGCAUAGUAACAGAGGAUAACAUCCAGUUGCUUUUUGAUAUACAACAGAAGGUUGAUGAUCUUCGAGUGAACUAUUCAGGAUCUAUGGUGUCUUUGUCUGAUAUAUGCUUAAAGCCCUUAGGGGAGGAUUGUGCCAUCCAGAGUCUCCUUCAGUAUUUUCAAAUGGAUCCUGACAACUAUGAUGAGUAUGGAGGAAUUCAGCAUGCUUUGUAUUGUUUCCAGCAUUAUACAUCCACUGACACGUGCUUGAGUGCUUUUAAAGCCCCUCUUGACCCAAGCACUGCCUUGGGUGGAUUUUCUGGGAAUAAUUUUUCUGAGGCUUCUGCAUUUUUGGUAACCUAUCCAGUUACUAAUAUGAUUGAUGACUCAAAUGAUGCUAACGGGAAGGCUGUGGAAUGGGAAAGGGCUUUCAUCAAGUUGGCCAAGGAGGAACUGUUGCCCAUGGUGCAGUCCAGCAAUCUCACUUUAACUUUUUCUUCUGAAAGCUCAAUUGAAGAUGAAUUAAUGCGAGAAAGCUAUGCCGAUGUUCUAACAAUUUUAAUAAGCUAUCUUGUGAUGUUUGCUUACAUAUCACUUACACUGGGAGAUAGGCCACACUUAUCCUACUUUUACAUUUCAUCUAAGGUUUUUCUUGGUCUUUCAGGAGUUGUGGUUGUUAUAUUGUCUGUCCUUGGGUCAGUUGGUUUCUUCAGCGCCUUCGGAGUGAAGUCAACUUUAAUAAUAAUGGAAGUCAUUCCCUUUCUCGUGUUGGCUGUUGGAGUUGAUAACAUGUGCAUAUUGGUACAUGCUGCAAAACGGCAGCCAAUUGAAAUAUCUUUAGAAGAACGAAUAAGCAAUGCCCUUGUUGAAGUUGGUCCAUCUAUAACACUUGCUAGUUUGUCUGAGGUCUUGGCAUUUGCAGUCGGAGCCUUCAUUACUAUGCCAGCAUGCCGUGUUUUCUCCAUGUUUGCAGCUUUGGCUAUUCUUCUGGACUUUCUUCUUCAGCUCAGUGCUUUUGUCGCGUUGAUAGUUCUUGAUUUCAGGAGAGCUGAAGACUCUAGAAUUGACUGUUUCCCAUGCAUUAGAGUACCUUCAGCUUCAGCAGAAUUAAACAGAGGGACUGAUCAGAGAAAUCCAGGAUUGCUUACUCGAUAUAUGAAGGAAGUUCAUGCACCCAUUCUUUUACUUCGGGGAGUAAAAGUCGUUGUUCUUGCUCUAUUUUCUGGUUUGGCUUUAGCAAGCAUAGCAUUGUGCCCUAGGAUUGAGCCAGGCUUAGAGCAACAGAUUGCUCUUCCACGGGACUCAUAUCUUCAGGGCUACUUUAAUAAUAUUUCAGAGCAUCUAAGAGUUGGCCCACCCCUAUAUUUCGUUGUAAAGGAUUAUAACUACAGUUCCAAAUCAAAACAUACAAAUCAGCUGUGUUCAAUUAGCAAGUGUGACUCAAACUCUCUUUUAAAUGAGAUAUCAAGAGCGUCUACAACACCAGAAUCUAGCUACAUUGCUAAGCCAGCAGCCUCAUGGCUUGAUGAUUUUCUUGUGUGGUUAUCACCUGAAGCUUUUGGUUGUUGCCGAAAGUUUGUAAAUGGUAGUUAUUGCCCCCCUGAUGAUCAGCCACCUUGCUGUUCACCUGAUGAAGGGCCUUGUGGUUAUGGAGGAGUUUGCGGAGAUUGUACUACGUGCUUUCGUCACACAGACCUGGACAAUGAUCGCCCUUCAACAGCACAGUUCAGAGAAAAGCUUCCAUGGUUCCUCAAUGCGUUGCCAUCUGCUGAUUGUGCUAAGGGUGGUCAUGGAGCCUACACUACUAGUUUGGACUUGACUGGUUAUGAAAAUGGUAUUAUAAGAGCAUCCGAGUUUCGUACGUAUCACACACCAGUCAACAGACAGAGUGACUAUGUCAACGCAUUGCGUGCCGCCCGUGAGUUCAGCUCAAAGAUUUCUGAUUCACUGAAGAUGGAUAUCUUUCCAUAUUCAGUUUUCUAUAUAUUCUUUGAACAAUAUCUGGACAUAUGGAGAACUGCUCUGAUCAACCUAGCUAUUGCCCUUGGUGCUGUUUUUGUCGUGUGUGUUGUCAUAUCAUCCAGUUUGUGGAGUUCAGCCAUCAUUUUGCUUGUUUUAGCCAUGAUUGUGGUUGAUCUCAUGGGUGUUAUGGCUAUUUUGGGUAUCCAACUGAAUGCAGUUUCUGUUGUCAACCUUAUCAUGUCAAUAGGAAUUGCUGUUGAGUUCUGUGUCCAUAUAACACAUGCAUUUUCGGUCAGCCAAGGCGACAGGAACAAACGAGCAAAGGAGGCUCUUGGUACUAUGGGGGCAUCUGUUUUCAGUGGAAUUACACUUACAAAGCUGGUUGGAGUUAUUGUCCUGUGCUUUGCAAAAUCAGAGAUUUUUGUGGUUUAUUACUUCCAAAUGUACUUGGCGCUAGUUAUCAUCGGUUUCCUGCAUGGGCUGAUCUUUUUACCAGUAUUGCUAAGUUUAAUCGGUCCACCACCGAGGAGCAUGCCUUUGAACCGAAUGCUAGAAGCUGAGCUAAACUCCUCAUCCCAAUUAAGCUAACUGGAUCUCUUUCGUGUAGACCAUAUAUCUAUGUGGUAUUGGAGUAUCUUGACUUGCUUGUCUUCUCUAACCAACUCUCCACCAUGGCGACUGUAUAUUCCUGGAAAUACCGAGUAGUUUCUUGUUGUACUUGAAGCAACAUGCACGACACCUUUAUGGUUUCAUGCUAACUUCUCCAAUAUCAUGAAAAAGGUUGAUUGUCAGACUACAGGCCAUAUUUUACUCUGCAGUGAGGGCGUCAAAUUAUAGGUUUACCUGUCAGAUUCUUAUUUACAACAGAAAGAUGCAACAUAGAUUACACUACAGUACAUGAGAUAAGAACACAAGCUUCAGUUAAUCAUGUAUUUUCUGUACUAGUGAAAUACUCGAGUUAUUGUGACGUCGUAGAUGAUCAUCGUUUAUCAAUCUAUUGUGGAUUCGUGGUUUACUGUAAA